AUGUCUUUGCGUCAAGAAAAGCACUCGCAGUCUACCUCCGGAGAGGAGCCCAUCCACGAAGUCGUCGACGAGGCCGCCGUCGCCGACGACGACAACAAGCACCUCAACAAGGACGGCCUUGCCGAGAGUGACAGCGAGCGCGAUGAGGCCCACGCUGCCGUCCAGACCAUCGACGCCCGUGGACAGAAGCCGCUGAGUGAGUUCAAACGGUUCGCGAUGAUGACAGCCGCUACCUUUGCUAUGAUCUGUGCCUCUACCUCGUAUGCGUACAACAUCAUCUCCGGUAACAUUCAGAACCAGUACGGGUACAAGUUCCGCGACAUGUCGAACAUCAGCACGGUCGGUAUGGUGUUCUGCUACUUCCUGCUUCCCUAUGGCACGCUGCUAGACCUGUUUGGUCCUCGCAUCAUCUACACGAUUGGCUGCGUGCUGUUCCCUCUUGGUGCACUACUCUUUGGCCUGACGUUCCAGGGCGUCAUCGGCGGCAGCGUGGUGCGCUUUUGCGUGUACAACGCGAUGCUUUCGCUCGGCAGUCAGCUCUUCGACCUUGCGUCUGUGGUGGUGAUGCUGUCGGUGUUCCCGACCCGCAAGGGCUGGGUGAUUGCGUUGCUGAAGACGAUGAUGGGCCUCGGCCAGGCCAUUAUUGCGUGCAUGAAGCAGGGCUUUUUUGCGGAGCACACCGCGAACUACUUCUACUUUUUAAUUGCACUGGUCGUUGUCAUUGGCGUCUUGGUGCAGCUGCUCGUGAAGCUGCCUCCCUACCAUCUGACGAACUGGGAGCUGAAGCACAUGCCUGCGGAAAAGCAGGCGAAGCGUCUCGCCACGCGCGCCGUGUACCUGAAGCAGGAGCCGCCCAUGUGGCGCUUCUACUUUGGUGUCGCCGUCCUCAUCGCGCUGGUCAUCUACUUGCCCAUGACGUCGGCGAUCGGCGCCUUCUGCAAGGACAACAUUAGCAAAAAUGCUGCGCAGACGUUUGCCAUCAUCGCGGUUGUGCUCACCUGCUGCUUGCUGCUGAUGAUGGUGCCGUUCCCAUACCUGGACCGCCUGACGACCAAGAAAACGAAGUCAGUGGACGACGAGGAGAAGGUGGAGGAGGCCGUGGAGACGAUCGAGGAGGGUGUGGUGGUGCCUCACGCCAAGGCCAAGAACAUCGAAACCGACAUUGACUACAUCGCCCCGCAGUACCAGACCACCUUUUUGCAGAGCUGCUGCACGCUGAAGCUGUGGUGCAUUCUGUGGACCAUGUUCUGCGGCGUUGGCGCGGAGUUCGUGAUCAUCUUCAACGCCAAGUACAUCUACGCCGCGUUGAACAAGGUCCCGUCGACUCGACCGUUGCCACGCUGUUGA
Messenger RNA from Bactrocera neohumeralis, 1347 nucleotides. RefSeq lists its product as uncharacterized. The transcript has a single exon. Bases 1 to 1347 code for a protein of 448 amino acids. Gene Ontology annotation, biological process: transmembrane transport. Gene Ontology annotation, molecular function: transmembrane transporter activity. Gene Ontology annotation, cellular component: membrane. The record is from RefSeq and is a predicted model, not a curated record. Lineage: Eukaryota; Metazoa; Arthropoda; Insecta; Diptera; Tephritidae.